This is a messenger RNA of Cherax quadricarinatus, 927 nucleotides long. The record is from RefSeq and is a predicted model, not a curated record. NCBI's taxonomy places the organism in Eukaryota, Metazoa, Arthropoda, Malacostraca, Decapoda, Parastacidae.
GGUCCGUUUUUCUUCUACAGAUUCUCAAGUGAUGGGUGGCUACAGUGUAGGUGUUUCAGGGUACAUGGAUACCGGGUCUCCGGGAGGUGUGACAGCGGCCUACGGUGUCGCUUCUCCUCACUACACCGGCCACCCCUCAGGGCUGGCCUCGCCCCUUCUUGGACCCUCCUCCUCACACAUGAACCACAUGGUCACGUCCGGCAUGGGCGCCGCGCCUUCCACCGCCUCCCCUUCCUCCUCUUCCUCCGCCGAGGAUUUCUUCCUGGGUGACAUGGGCUUCCCUCCCAGGAUGAAGAAGAAGGGACGCAAGCCCAAGCCUAUUGAUGCUAACGGUCAGCAACAACCCGGCAUGAAGAGGAAGAGUAGAGAAGGCUCAACAACAUACUUAUGGGAGUUCCUUCUGAAGUUGUUACAAGACAAGGAGUGUUGCCCCAAGUACAUUAAGUGGACCAACCGGGAGAAAGGUGUCUUCAAGCUGGUCGACUCCAAGGCCGUGUCCAGAUUGUGGGGACUACACAAGAACAAGCCAGACAUGAACUAUGAGACCAUGGGUCGUGCUCUCAGGUACUACUACCAGCGUGGAAUUUUGGCUAAAGUUGAUGGCCAGCGGCUUGUUUACCAGUUCGUGGAUGUUCCAAAAGACAUUGUUGAAAUCGACUGCACAGGUGCAUAAGGGCAUUAGUCUAUUUCUCUGUGUGGAUGUCUUCUGGUCUACACAAGGAUUCUCACUAGCUCUCCAGGAGCAUCCGAGUCCAGCUGCCUUUAUGGUGGCAUCCCGGCGAGGAAGAACCUCGCCUCCAGUCUGGUCCCCACUCACAGGCAGCUGCUGCUGAUGCAGUGAUACGGAACUUGUUGUGCACUUGCUGCACAACCUGUAAAACCAUUUACGUCAAUGUGCGUAAAGGGUUCCUUCUGACAAUAACUUGA